Python bivittatus (Burmese python) is the source of this 6141-nucleotide messenger RNA. It is a transcript of the gene LTBP1, whose product is annotated as latent transforming growth factor beta binding protein 1. Gene Ontology annotation, molecular function: calcium ion binding. The record is from RefSeq and is a predicted model, not a curated record. NCBI's taxonomy places the organism in Eukaryota, Metazoa, Chordata, Lepidosauria, Squamata, Pythonidae.
CCCCUGUCCGCGCCAGUCUGAACUGCCUUAAAAAGGUUAGUUCUUACCUAUGCGCACUACCAGCUUCCUCAGCCUGCCUACUUUUUCCCUCCCAAGAGAGGAAAGCCCCACAACUAGAAAACCACCCCCUUCUGCAGGCUCGAGCUAUCUUCCUCGAGUUCCCUUGCCUAGCAAUGUUUUCUUACUCGGUGCAGAAACUUUUUGACUGAACUUGCCUCACACGGUGAAAGGGAACGCGGGAACGCGGUGGAUGAGACACAGAAUUUAAAGCACUUUUAUUUUUAGGGAGGGGGGAAAGGGAGGAGGGGGAAAGGAGCUGCGCUUUCCGAGCAACGCGAGCGAAGGGGAUUGCAAAGCAUCAACGACUUCUUUCUUUUGUCUGCGCCGAAAGUUCGUGGGAUUUGCCUGGCUGCAGAGAAUUCCCCUGGAAUUUGAGGAGAUGGCUUGUAUCAGGUGGGCUUUCCUGCUAUGUGUCUGCGCCUUUUGGUCCCCCACGCUUGACGCUUCCGAAAAGGCGAAGUUGAGGACGGUCACCUACGUCCUGCACCCCGAUCAGCCGGGCGCGUCUAACAGCCGCAGGCAGAGCGGGAGGCAGCAGCGCCCGUUCAACCUGGAGUUGGUGAACACCCGUUACAGCAGCUCUCGGCGCAGCAGCAGCACCUUGGAGCGAACUCGCAGGAUGAGCAAAACAAGCAGCCCCGGCGUGCAGCUCCGCUUGGGCCCCGCCGUGCGCCUUCAGCACAAACCUGCCGGCAUCCACACGGCAGCCGCCUCCGCCUCCUCCUCCUCCUCCUCCUUCGCUAAAGCUGGCAAAGUAGCCGCGCGCUCCAAGAUCCAGCAGCGCCAGAGCAACAGCACCUCCAGCGCAAAGGUCCACCCUAAAGCCCAUCUGCGGCAGCUGCAAGGGGUGAAUGUCUGUGGUGGGCAAUGCUGUCACGGCUGGAGCAAAGUUCCUGGUUCCCAGAGGUGCACCAAACCUAACUGUUCACCACCAUGCCAGAAUGGAGGGAUGUGUCUACGACCACAGUUGUGUGUGUGUAAGCCAGGUACAAAAGGUAGCAUUUGUGAGGAUGCCACCAAGCAAGAAACUGUUUCACCUGGGGGAUCAGGUCCUGCUACUCCACCCUGGCCUAUCCCUCAGCGGUCAGUUCAGCAGAUGUUUUCAAAGAAAGUGCACGUUCACCAGAAAGCAAAUCCCAUGACUCAGAUGACAUUCACACUCAAGCAGAAACCUCCUGGAUUAUCUCAGCAGACACAAUCACAAAUUAUCCCUCUUUCAUCCCAGAGUUUGAUGAUGAAUUUGCAUCAUGGCCAAGCACAUGAAUAUGUUAUCAAGCCUAAGUAUUAUCCAACAAAGAAAGUGCUUUCAGGAGAGCAGUCCACAGAGAGCUCUUUACCUCUAAGAAUGAGCCAGGAUCAGCUUGCAACACCUUAUCAGAUUGGAAAUCACACGGGACGUAUAAAGGUGGUCUUUACACCCAGCAUUUGUAAAGUGACUUGUAAAAAAGGCACUUGUCAGAACAGCUGUGAGAAAGGAAACACUACAACGCUGAUUAGUGAAAAUGGGCAUGCUGCUGACACCUUGACAGCCCCCAACUUCCGAGUAGUUAUUUGCCACCUUCCUUGCAUGAAUGGCGGGCAGUGCAGUUCGAGAGACAAGUGCCAAUGCCCUCCUAAUUACACUGGUAAACUUUGUCAGAUCCCCGUGCAGAGUGGCAGUACUUCACAACUUUAUCAUAAUUCGCAACAAGCAAGCAAGAUGGUGGGAUCACAUGUCAUCCAUUCCACACAUACUUUACCGCUGACUGUGCCUGGGCAGCAAGGAGCCAAAGUAAAAAUUCCUCCUAACAUUGUAAAUAUCCAUGUUAAACAUCCACCUGAAGCUUCUGUGCAGUUUCAUCAAGUUUCAAGGAUUGACAGCACAUCAGCAGGACAAAAACCAAAACCAAAGCCCCCCACAUCGGGACAUUCCCAGGGUCCUUAUCAAAGCCUGCCAUUUCAGAAGACCCAGAAGAUUCAUUCGACCUACAUUCAUCAGCAGCCUAUCACUCAUACGUUUCCUGUUUCUGCUAAAACACAACUUGGACGAUGUUUCCAGGAGACAGUUGGGACCCAGUGUAGCAAAGCACUUCCUGGCCUCUCCAAGCAAGAAGAUUGCUGUGGGACCGUAGGGACUUCCUGGGGUUUUAACAAGUGCCAAAAAUGUCCAAAGAAACCAGCUUAUUUUGGAUAUAGCCCAGUAGUGGAUUGUCCACAAGGUUACAAGAGAAUUAAUGCUACUUUUUGUCAAGACAUUAAUGAAUGCCAGUUGCAAGGGGUUUGCCCUAAUGGUGAGUGUUUAAAUACCAUGGGCAGCUAUAGGUGUACCUGCAAACUGGGAUUUGUACCAGAUCCUACUCUUUCCAGAUGUGUCCCUGAUAAUCCCAUGGUCAUUGAAGAGAAAGGGCCCUGCUACCGGUUUGUCAGUGCAGGAAAGCACUGUAUGCACCCUCUCUCUGUCCAGCUCAGCAAGCAGCUCUGCUGUUGCAGUGUUGGCAAGGCCUGGGGCCCCCACUGUGAAAAAUGUCCCCUUCCAGGAACAGCUGCUUUUAAGGAAAUCUGCCCUGGUGGAAUGGGCUAUAUGGUUUCUGGCUCUCACAGAAACAAGCUAUAUCAUCACCCUGCAGUUAGAGUUCAGCCACCUGUCUUUGGCAAGACCCAGAUUACUCAACAUGUUGCUAAAGGUCCUUCUCCUCCACCUCUCCCAGCAAAGGAAGAGCCGGUGGAGGCACUGACCAUCUCACAGAAAAGUGAGCCCGAGGUGGCUGUGAGAGAAGUAGUGGAGAAAACCUCGCCUCCGCUGCCUGUAGAAGUUGGACCAGAUGUCUCCACUUCAAGUGCUAGUCAAGUGAUAGCACCAACUCAAGUUACAGAAAUCAAUGAGUGCACAGUAAACCCAAACAUCUGUGGACCAGGACAUUGUAUUAACUUGCCCGUGGGAUACACCUGCUUAUGCUAUGAUGGAUACAGGCUUAAUGAUCAACAAACAAAAUGUUCUGAUAUUAAUGAAUGUACUCAGACUCCUCAUCUCUGCUCCCUUGGGCGUUGUGAAAAUACAGAAGGAAGCUUCCUGUGUAUUUGCGAGGCAGGGUUCAUGGCCAAUGAACAAGGAACAGAUUGUGUUGAUGUUGAUGAAUGUGCCAGGCCUGAUGCCUGUGGAGAAGGUCUCUGUGUAAACACUAUUGGUUCAUAUAAAUGUGAAUAUUGUGACAAGGGAUUCCAGAUGAACAGAAGAGGCCAGUGUGAAGACAUUGAUGAAUGCUCAGUGCCACAUACAUGUCCAGAUGCAGAGUGCAUUAAUGCUCCUGGUUCUUACCAAUGUGUCCCUUGUAGAGAUGGAUUCAGAGCAUGGAAUGGAAAGUGUCAUGAUAUAAAUGAAUGUCAAUAUAGCAGUCUCUGCAUAAAUGGCCAGUGUGAAAACCUUGAGGGAUCUUUCAGAUGCCUUUGUAGCCAAGGUUAUCAACUCUCCCCAGCAGGAGAUCAGUGUGAAGAUGUAGAUGAAUGUCAGCAGCAGCAGCAGCUGUGCAUAAAUGGACAAUGCAGAAAUGUAGCUGGAUCUUACAGAUGUAUUUGUGACCAAGGCUACCAGUUGUCACCUGCAAGAGAUUAUUGUGAAGAUAUUAAUGAAUGCCAAGAAGACAAGAAUGUUUGUCGUGGGGGAAACUGUAUUAAUACGAAAGGUUCUUAUGAGUGUACUUGUCCAGAGGGCUUCCAGUUAAUACCCCCUAGAGGCUGUCAAGAUAUCGAUGAAUGUGCAGGAUCCAACCUCUGUUCAUCCCAUGGGAAAUGUUUAAAUACUGAGGGCUCUUUCCACUGUAUUUGUGAGCAGGGUUUUAUGGUUUCUAGAGAUGGCCAAACAUGUGAAGAUAUAGAUGAAUGUGCCAACAGCACUAUAUGUGGUGAUCAUGGUUUCUGUGAAAAUUCUGCUGGCUCCUACCGCUGUCUUUGUUAUCAGGGAUAUCAGUAUCUACAGGAUGGGCAGGGCUGUGUGGAUGUGAAUGAAUGUGAAAUGCUCAGUGGGGUAUGUGGGGAAGCUCUCUGUGAAAAUGUGGAAGGCUCCUUCCUGUGUCUGUGUUCCAGUGAAAACCAGGAAUAUGACCCAAUGAGUGGACAGUGUCAGUUCCGCUCCUCAACAGAGGUUCCGGUCAAAACCAAAGAAACAGCAGUUGAAAAGAAGGAAUGUUACUACAAUCUAAAUGAUGCAAACUUUUGCGAUAAUGUAUUAACAUCCAAUGUUACAAAGCAAGAAUGCUGUUGUACUUUGGGUGCUGGCUGGGGUGAUAACUGUGAAAUAUUCCCUUGUCCUGUGCUUGGAAGUGCUGAAUUUAUUGAGCUGUGUCCUGAAGGGAAAGGAUUCAUACCAUCUGAAGAACCACAUUAUGGAGACAGUGCACAGAGUUACAAAGAUGCUGAUGAAUGCCAGCUCUUUGGCCAAGAAAUAUGUAAGAAUGGCUUCUGUUUAAACACACAGCCAGGUUAUGAGUGUUACUGCAAACAAGGCACAUAUUAUGAUCCUAUAAAACUUCAGUGCUUUGAUACAGAUGAAUGUCAGGACAUCAACAGCUGUAUUGAUGGCCAGUGCAUCAAUACUGAAGGCUCUUACAGUUGUUUUUGCACACACCCAAUGGUUUUGGAUGCUACAGGAAAACAGUGCAUCAGACCAGUGGAAUCUAGUGAGCAAACUGAAGAAAGUGAUGUCUACCAGGAUCUUUGCUGGCAACAUCUGAAUGAAGAUUUUGUUUGCAGUCAACCUCUUGUUGGGAAGCAGACUACUUAUACUGAAUGCUGUUGUUUAUAUGGUGAUGCAUGGGGCAUGCAGUGUGCCCUGUGCCCCAUGAAAAACUCAGAGGACUAUGCCCAGCUGUGCAACAUUCCUGUUCCUGGAUCUCGGCCGUAUGGGCAAGACGCAUUGGUUGACUUUGAACAGGAACACUAUACUUCAGAAACUGAUCCAUAUUUCAUGGAAGACCGUUUCCUGAAUAGCUUUGAGGAGUUACAAGCCGAAGAAUGUGGAAUUCUGAAUGGAUGUGAAAAUGGACGUUGUGUCAGAGUGCAGGAAGGAUAUACCUGUGACUGUUUUGAUGGCUACCAUUUGGACAUGACCAAAAUGACAUGUGUUGAUGUGAAUGAAUGCAAUGAACUGAAUAAUAGGAUGUCACUCUGCAAGAAUGCCAAAUGCAUUAAUACGGAAGGAUCUUAUAAGUGUGUGUGUCUUCCGGGCUAUGUCCCUUCAAACAAGCCAAACUACUGCACACCCUUGAACCCAGACCCGGAAAGUGACCUGGAGUGAGCUGCUGCCCUUUAAUUUUAAGUCCGUAUACUCUGCACUGUAUAAACAAAAGGCAACAGAGAGAAAAGCAUAUUUAACUUGCGUUAAGGAUGUGCCUAAUCCAGAGGCUGGCUAUAUAUGAAAAACAAGCAAUAAAAUAUCUUCUUAAAAGUGAAAGGUGAUGGUUUAAUAUAUAUCAUCUUCACUAAAACAACAGACCAAAUGGACACAUUUCCCUGUGUGGAAGAAGUAAUUAAAUAUACUGUGUGUUCAUAAAUGAAAUUUGUGGGAAUAAGCAAUAAGUGCUGUUAUUUUGAACAGAAGGGUUUGGGGUUUUGUUUCUGUUUUGUUUGGGAGGGGUUGAUUUUUUUUUUUUUUUUUUUUACUAUUGCUUGAUUUAUUUGGCAUACAAUUAGUUGUGAAAAUAUGUUAUAGUCCUUCUUUAUUUAGCAAAUCUUUGCCUAAUGUUCCUUUCGAAGCUUUCUUUCCUUUCGAUCCAGCUAUGGCAAGAUAAGCAAUUUUCUAAACACACAUAAAGUAAUGCUCAUCUUUGUCUGGAACAUCGGCCAGUGACUUUUAAAAAUUGCUAAAUGACUGCCCUGUGGAGCAGACACUGUCCUUUAAAAGAAUGUACAGUCCACGGAGAGAAACUUUUUGUAUUCCUUUUGUACUUCACACGGCCUUUUGCUGCACUUAUCAUGCGUUACAGCCAGGCUUGCCAAGUUUCAAAGCUGCUAGAGGAGUCCCUGUUUGUAUUGUAAAUUGAACACAGAUCUUGUAUUGGUUACCCUAACAUAUUAAAACUCAAUAAAAUCUACUGUUUUUUAAGGAAA